Messenger RNA from Pundamilia nyererei, 958 nucleotides. Its product is annotated as tumor necrosis factor receptor superfamily member 23-like. The record is from RefSeq and is a predicted model, not a curated record. The transcript is spliced from 8 exons. Gene Ontology annotation, biological process: inflammatory response. The coding region runs from base 212 to 958 and encodes 248 amino acids. NCBI's taxonomy places the organism in Eukaryota, Metazoa, Chordata, Actinopteri, Cichliformes, Cichlidae. Gene Ontology annotation, molecular function: tumor necrosis factor receptor activity; tumor necrosis factor binding. Gene Ontology annotation, cellular component: signaling receptor complex; membrane raft.
GCCCUGACCCACAAACACACUCAUACACACACACUCGCACAAACAAAGCCUUCCUAAAACCGUUAAUUUGAGUCAGCUUUAAAGGAAAUCUACACCUCAGCUCAGUCAGAGUGCCUCGUCCUGCUGCUGAAAACGACAUUGUUUUGCUUUCAAAUGAGUGAAUUUCAGCAUAAGUUGGUUGUUUAACUUCCACACUGCCUGCUCUCCCAAAAUGAACCUUGUCUUGGUCUUCCCACUGAUGCUUGCACUGACUUCCUGUGGACAGAGUCAAACUGAGGGGAUCGAACAAACUAAUGAUUCGUGCUACAAUUUAUGCCCAGCUGGAUAUCAUAAAGUUGGUGAUUGUGAUGAUCAAGUUAAAAAGUACAAAUGCAAGAAAUGUGAGCAUGGCACAUUCACGGAGGUAGAAAACUUCGUAGAGAAAUGUCGUAGGUGUGACUCAUGUCAUCAUGAUGAGGUGGUAAUAGAGCCCUGCACCUUUAACAGGAGCACGGUGUGUGGCUGCAUGGAGCGAUACUACAAUUCAGGAUCUUAUUCACGGCAAUGUUCAAAAUGUUCCUGCCCGCACUGCCCACGGAAUGCUGACUACUACACGAAGUGCCCACACCCCCUGAGGCUAACGAAUACUAUAGCUUCGACAAAUCCAUCUACAACUCCAGUUGUGUCUCCAACCACAGUGGCAAACAAAAGAUUGAUGUCUACAACUUCAACUCCCUCUCCAAACAAAGCUCUUGUUUCAACAUCCAAGGCUUUCACGAAUCUAUCAGAUCCUCAUAUAACAGAAAUUCCACGUAACUCGGGGAAUGCAGGAAUUUUUCUUGCGAUUCUCGUGAUUAGCUUUGUGUUGCUCUCAUGGUUCCUGCUGAUCUGCACCAUGAAGAUAUUCAAACACAAAGACAGUUUUUGCUGGAGGAGGAGGAAAGAGGCUGAAGUCUCCAAGAACGGUAAUCUGCAGUAA